Acanthocheilonema viteae is the source of this 2655-nucleotide messenger RNA. The record is from the annotation of a GenBank genome assembly. Lineage: Eukaryota; Metazoa; Nematoda; Chromadorea; Rhabditida; Onchocercidae.
AUGGAAUUACGCCAACGGAACGUAUCACGAGAUAUAGACGGUAAUAAAGGUACGACCAGAAGAAAUAUGCUGAAAGAUGUUAAAGCCGAUUGGUCGCCUGAUAAGAAGUCGCAGUAUUUGGGUUUUCGACAUUGGUUGUUAAUUCUGAUAGUUAUUGGCGGAAUCUAUGGAUUUGUAGUUUAUCAGGAUAAUCGAAUGCCCAAGGUCAAGCCAGCAGGGCAAUUUGAGGAAUUCUCAGAAGAAAGAGCACGAUUGUUGUUACAUUCACUUGCGGACCUUGGACCACGUACCAGUGGCUCGGAAAAUUGCGAAAUAACUCGAGGAGUGAACCGUUUAGACAUUGAUGUCCAGCGACCAUCGGGAUGCUUUGAUCUCGGAUUCUUAUCAUCAUUCACCCUAUGCUAUCACAAAAUAACUAAUAUUAUUGCACGAAUUGGACCAAGAGAUCCACCAAAGCACUCAAUUUUAUUGAAUUGUCAUUUUGAUACGUUCCCGAGUUCGCCAGGUGCUACAGAUGAUGCUGUAAGCUGCGCAGUUAUGAUGGAGGUUAUGGAUAUCAUAUCUCAUUCGAAGGAACCUCUCCAGAAUGAUAUAAUUUUUCUUUUUAAUGGAGCUGAAGAAAAUUUUUUGCAAGCAUCACAUGGUUUCAUUACACAACAUCCAUGGCGACAUUCCAUUCGAGCAUUUGUAAACUUGGAGGGUUCUGGUGCUGGUGGCCGUGAAAUACUGUUUCAGGCUGGACCUGGAAAUUCCUGGCUUUUGCAUACUUAUCUGGAAAAUGCACCUCAUCCUCACUGUAGUGUUUUAGCGCAAGAAAUAUUCCAAGCUGGUAUUAUACCAUCUGAUACAGAUUUUCGGGUUUUUCGAGAUUACGGUCGUGUUUCAGGUCUUGAUAUUGCUUAUUUUCGAAAUGGUUGGGUUUAUCACACGGAGUUUGAUACUCCGAAAUUUAUCACUCCAGGAUGUAUUCAAAGAGCUGGCGAGAAUCUGCUUGCCGUUACUAAGGCUUUGGUUAAAUCUCCAUAUUUGGAUCGACCAGGCGAUUUCGAACAAGGUAACCGUUGGGUAUUUUAUGACGUCGUUGGAAUCUUUACGGUCUUUUAUCCGAUAACCGUGGGACAAAUUCUCAAUUAUGCUACUGCAAUAGCAGUUUUUAUCGUUAUCGUGUAUCGUAUCGGAAAAGGAUUUUAUAAUUUAAUGGAUUUAUUCAAAGCAGUUUUUGGUCAUAUUGUUGCGGCAAUUGUCAUGCUUGCAACAGGGGCAUUAAUUGCCUUAGCUGUAACCAAACUGGACAUGAUAAUGUGCUGGUAUUCACUUCCGGAACUUGCUUUUCCUCUCUACAUAUUUCCUCUUCUUAUCGCUGGUUGUGCUACUCAUGCGGUUUUGGCUCAACUACAUAAAAGACCUAAUCAAGAAAUGGUACAUUUCGAUGGUGUUUUAUUAUUGUUUUCAAUAUCGCUAGCACUUGCGACAUAUGCUGGUCUUGCUGGUGCAUCUUUUCUGCUUUACAAUUCAUUCUUUUUAUUACUUCGCGAUCCACUGCUUUGGCUUCUAGGACGGAUGCGAUUUAUAACAAAAAUCUCUCCACAAUGGUUAUUACUCACACAACUGUUCUGUACUGUUCCUGUAAUGGUAUUCGAUGCUUAUUCAGCAAUUUUACUUUUUGAAUUCUUCGUUCCGGUUACAGGACGUAUGGGUGCAGCAGUAAACCCAGAAUUUGUUAUUUUACUAAUGAGUCUUUUUGUUGCACUAUGUUUUGUACUUUUUACGAGUAAUCUGCUAUAUGUUAGCCGUCGCGUGGACUAUUUGCUAAAAUGUGGUUUAGUAUUGUAUUGUGUGUUUUUUAUAGCCGUAUUCAGUACAAGGCUUGGCUGGCCUUAUAAAUAUUCCGAAGAAAGUCCUCGUCUGAGACGUCUCAUUACAUUGGAUACAGAACGAUCAAUUUAUCCCUUCCGCAGUAACAUAUCAAUUCAAGAACAUGCAUUGUUCGUACAAACAUUAGAUUAUCGUGGUAUUAGCGACUUACCAGAACACACUUUUUUGACCGGAAACAGUGAACCCAACUGUACUGGUAUCAAGGAUGAAUAUUGCCGUCUUCCAUAUUACAUAGCUGUUCACGAGCUGUUUCCUCCGCGGGAGUCUCGUUGGAUACCAUUACCUGGUCAUCAACGGAUAGCUGAUCCUAUCAAAAUCACCAAUGUCGAGAAACACUUGAUAUCGAAAUCUGAAUUGCGAUUGAGUUUUACGGUUUCGGGUGGUACUGAUAAAAUGUCAUUGCACUUAACACCUAUGGACGAUUUUGAAAUUGACAGUUGGUCAUUUACAAAAUUCCGGUCCGAUGCUUUUAGUAAACGCAAUACUUAUUUUGUUUUUCUUUGUUAUGGUGCCGAAGGUCCAAAAGAACGAAAUUUCUGGAUUGUGCUUAAAAGGGGAGAUAACGAUUUCAAUGAAUUAGAUAUUAGCGAGACACCCGUUUUGGAAAUAUCAGUGGCAACACAUUACGCUCAUGGACGUUAUCAAUAUUCUGAGACUCUUAUGCAACUCCGAUCAUUAAUUCAAUCACGCAGAAAAACACCACAUUUGGCUAUAGGUUGGUGGAAAUGGGCAAUUACAACAACUGCUGCAGUCUCCGAAAUUGUGGUCUACACAUUUUGA